UUCAUGGAGGUAUGAGGUCGUCGAACUCUAGUUGUUUCUUACACUAGUAUCCCCCUCGUAGGUAGAGUGAAUGGUUUAAUCCAGUGACCCUUCAACUCUCACCCUAAUCGUUACGUGUCCCCUCUUCCAAUGUCAGAUUGGGUGACCAGUAUGACUAGUAGAAGCACCCAACAUGAGCCGGAGUAAGCUGGAUGUGAUGUACAGGCGCCUCCUGCUUACCAAGUUCUUUACUCGAGGAUGGGGAGACUUGGACCAACUCAAGAGGUUGCUGGAAUUCAAGAAGUUUGUCCAGAACAGGGAUUUGUGCUGCCAGCUGGUGGACACACACUUCAGAAAUUAUCCUGUGGCCAUUGACAAAAGUAGUGUUGGUGGAGAUUGUAAGAUUUUAGAGGGACACUUCACCUCACCGCUCACCCACAUCCUACCGGGACUCCUACCCAGGGAGGCAGAAACUGCAAGGUUCCAACUUAUCCUGCCCGUGCGAUGGCCCACGGAACAAAGACCAGUUUGUAUCCACCUAGCCGGCACAGGAGACCACUUCUUCUGGAGACGCAGGACUCUGAUGGCCAAACCACUGCUGAAGGAAUCAGGGAUCGCCUCUCUACUACUGCUGGAGAACCCUUAUUAUGGAUACAGAAAGCCUAAGGAUCAACUUCGUUCGAGUCUCCUGAACGUUAGCGACAUCUUUGUGAUGGGCGGGGCUCUGAUUCUGGAGUCCCAGGUCCUGCUGCACUGGUGUGAGAGACAAGGUCUGGGGCCGCUGGGGCUGACAGGCAUCUCCAUGGGAGGACACAUGGCAUCCCUAGCGGCGUCCAACUGGCCCAAGCCCAUUGCUCUCGUCCCUUGUCUUUCCUGGAGCACAGCUUCCUCAGUUUUUACACAGGGAGUGCUGAGUCGAGCCAUCCCCUGGAGACUACUAGAGAAACAAUAUGAAAACGAUGCAUAUAUACAGGAGAUUGGUGCCCUCCUCAAGUCUAUUGGGGAAGAUUCCUUCAAACUGGGCCAAGAUUUUGUAACCAAUGUCGGAGAAUUGCAACACUUGAACACAAACCUUUUAGUACUGAAAUCUGACUCACUAGAUCAAAUGUCAACUUCCAAAAUCGUUGUCAGUAAUCCAACAAUGGAUAAAUCUGAGAUACUUCAGCAUGGAAGCGACACAUCCUUGUCUGGAAGUACAAGACAGUUGUUACAUGACAAGGACGAGAGCCGCAAAGUGAAGACAGCUUUGAGGAAGGCUCGACUAAAAGCCCAACAAAGAAGUCAGGAAGCAAUGGUUUUCAUGGCGGGUGUCAUGGACGAGAUCACACACCUGAAAAACUACACAGUGCCUGUGGACCCAAAGCUGGUGGUGGUGGUCGCGGCUAAACACGAUUCCUACGUACCGAGGGACAAUGUCACUGACCUUGCCGACCUUUGGCCGGGAUGUGAGGUCAGAUAUAUCGACACUGGACACAUCGCUGCCUUCCUGUUCAACCAAAGUGUCUUCAGAAAAGCCAUCACUGAUGCAUUCACCCGAAUGGGGAAGACUUGAUGUUGCUAAUGGUCAUCAUGGCAACUGCAAUCGACCAAUCAGAACCUACAUUGCAUCAACUCCUAUGUUUAAAGUGUGAAUUUAAACCAGUACAGACCAAUGGCUGUGAUCCUCAAUUUUGGCCAUACCAUAUAUGGUACAGACUGCAGGGACUGGCACAGUGUAUUAUUUUAUCAGUAAUGCAUUUAAGAAGUGCAGCGUGUUUUUAAUUUAUUUGCUGUGAGAUUGAGCAGAAAAUGGUAUCUCUGUCAACUAUGUAAUGUUACUGUACAUGUAAAUGAUGUCUAACAAGUACAUUGUAUCAAUGUAUGUCAACAUCAUUGACAAAAUUUAAAGUGUGUGAGCUUGCAGCUUGAUGAUGUAUUUAAUAUGAUAUAGCGACACAAAAAUGUGUGCCACUGGACCGCUAUUGUUGACUGAUCAUAUUUGUAGUCAUUAGCAUGAACUCUCAUAGUUACCCUGGGUGCCAUAAUACUGCCAAGUUUAAUAAGAAAAAAACAUUGUUAUACAUGUAGAAAGUAAGGCUUGCUGAAGAUUGUCUUGAACACCUAAAUACAUGUAUCUGAAACGUAUAUACCUCUGGAUUACUGAUGCUGCAUUGGUACAUUGUACAUCUCUCUAAAUCACUAAAAAUUAAACACAUAUUUUUUCUUGAUAUGUGGCAGUAUUGUGGCACCCGGUGGAAUUAUGAGAGUUCAUGUUACAAAUGUACUGUUGCAUCUAACCUAUGCUUGAAAGCUGUAGUGAGUGUUGAAAUUCUAAAAAUAUCUCUCUAUUGUGUCAAAUGAUAUAAAAAUCCUACUGUACAGUUACUGUAGUGGCUGCAUAUCAAUUUGUAAAAAAAGUUAAAGACUUAUUGUACACUCCAGUUUAAUCUUUACUGGUUUGGCCAUCCAAAGAACAAUAUGUUUACUAACUGUACAGUAAGUAUAAAAAUAAUGUGAAACUCAGGCAUUGCUGUGUUCACUAGACUUUAUUGUUCAUCAUGAAAUAACACUACAUUUUGCUCUGAUUCAAUGAUUUAUGAUGUUGUGCUCAUGUCAAAUUUGUAGAGGCCAAGACAACCUCUUAAAAGUACCCUCUGAAUAUGAUACCAUUCUAGACAUUUGAAUCUAGGCAAAGGUAACGUUAAACAAAUUUCAACAUGGGACUGCAAGUCAAAGAUUUACAAAAUUUAUUAAAGUAAAGCCUUGAGAACAGUUUGCAAAGUUACGAUGUUUUGACUUUGGGAUUGUGAUAUCAACUCUUCUGCCUUGAUCAUAGCAAACACAAACAUGUUUGUGUUGUACAUGUUGUAUGUGCCUUCAAUGUAAUGCCUUCUUAAUAUACACACUAAUGUGCAGAUUUUUUGUAUCUUCCAUAUGCAAUCGAUCAUGGCCUACUUUGCUUCUGCCUUCUGUCCAUGUAAUUGCAAAUAAUAGAAUUCAUACAAUGUGCUGGUAAAAUAAUGUAAAAAA
Molecule: messenger RNA, 2988 nt
Organism: Branchiostoma floridae (Florida lancelet)
Lineage: Eukaryota; Metazoa; Chordata; Leptocardii; Amphioxiformes; Branchiostomatidae
Product: protein ABHD18-like
Source: RefSeq, a predicted model, not a curated record